Stylophora pistillata is the source of this 1697-nucleotide messenger RNA. RefSeq lists its product as uncharacterized. The record is from RefSeq and is a predicted model, not a curated record. Lineage: Eukaryota; Metazoa; Cnidaria; Anthozoa; Scleractinia; Pocilloporidae.
UCGGUUUUCACGAAAACUCUGAUACGGUUUUCGGUUUUUCUCUUUUAACUCCUUUAAAGGUGAAAAUGUAUAGCGGUUUUGUCAAGUUUGCAUGGGGUCUUCGGUUUUGCUGCCUUUUUCGUCGGUUUUUCGGUUUUGGCGGUUUUUUUGUUCUGGUUUUGCGGUUUCCCAGAGGCCCCCCCCCCAGAGUGUGCUGUCCUUAGUUAUCUAAUGGCCUUUGUAUUGAUAUCAAUGAAAACAAUAACAAAUUUCACGCUCUCAAAAUGUGCCGAAGGUAGCGAAACUCUGGUCCACCUAGCUUCCAAAAUUCUUCUGGAACUAAGGUACAGCAAAGCAUUUAUUCGCAGCUAAGAUAACUAUCCUUAAAACGCAGUUAAUGUUACAUGACUUACCAAGGUCGUCAGUGAAGCGACAAGGCGCCUUUUUGUCUCUCAUUAUGAAAAAAAUUGUCCAAAAUGGGCGAAAUUUAAUUGAUGAAACACUGCUUCCUUGCGGCGCCUGGAAGGCGGCACAAAAAAUUCCCGCCUUUGUCUAGUCACGUGAAUCAGCCACGUGAUCAGUGCCAUCAGGCAUUGGAAAACGAGGAUAUUAAAUGAUUAACUUACCAAGUUCCUUAGUUCUCUCGAGUCCACGGGCCUUGGGAUCUUUUUGCAAAGUAAGAGCAUGCGCUUUGUACGUGGGCGCGAAAAUGACGGAAGAUUCUCAAUACCAGCUUACGCCACUCACAUUCUGUGUCCGCACAUCGUCGUAUCAAAUGAAUGAGAUGGAAGAUCAACCACUUGCAAGUCUUGAUGUUAAUUAUAGGCCGAGAAAACGAAGCCGUUACAACGCUCAUCGAAGAAUUAUAUCCCUUGGAAAACCGAAGAGGACUCAUUUUCGACAUGGAAAGACAGUAAGCUCUACCACCGAUGAAUAUGAAGAAGACACCGCUGAGGAGCGCCAAGCGCACUAUUCAGAUGGUGACAAUUCAGAGGAAUUUACUUGCGCUGCAGAUGGAAAUACUAACUCUGAUCUGUCUGAUGUGUCCUCCUCUUCAGCACGAAGUCAUGAGGUUAUGUCCUUGCCAGAGGACAACAGCGAUGAUAUCCCAGACAUGGAUUGUAGUGCAUCCGAAGGUGAUGGCAGAAGCUACAGUGAGAACUCUGCAGAUGACGAGGAAGAAUUGAUUUUUGACGACGGCAUAUGUACUCAAAAUGGUGAUCCGACCAAAAGUGACCCGUUUGUGUACCCCGGCUCCCCACUCAAACUGUCUGAGAGCAUUCUUUUGAUCCUAACUUUGGCAGUCACUCACGAUCUCAAUGGAAGUUGUCUUUCAGAUGUAAUCUCGUUAGUUAAUUUGCACUGCAUUCCUGGACCCCAAAACAAGUGUGUCAGCUCAUUACGUGCCUUGAAAAAAUACUUUUCAGAUUCGCAACUUCCAAUAACAAAACACUUCUACUGCAAAUUUUGUAGUGAAUACUUUGGAGUGUUAGGGAGUACAGCUGAUGUCUGCUCUAUAUGCAAUAAAGUUGUGAGCGAUUUGAAGAAGCAGCCAUAUUUUGUUGUUCUUUCCAUUGAAAGUCAGCUGCAAGAACUCAUGCAAAAAGAGCAAUUUCAAGAAGACAUAAAAUAUCGUUUUCACAGCAAUAAAAAAUCACCUCAGGACAUUGAUGAUGUUUACGAUGGUCACCUAUAAAGAGAAUUGUUCCAGAACAAUG